Molecule: messenger RNA, 300 nt
Organism: Colletotrichum orchidophilum
Lineage: Eukaryota; Fungi; Ascomycota; Sordariomycetes; Glomerellales; Glomerellaceae
Exons: 1
Source: RefSeq, a predicted model, not a curated record
CCUACCAGGCUGCAAUCCGACCAAAAUCACCUGCAGCUGACGACGAUCCAUUUGUCGCCGGGCUACGCGCAGAGCGCGAACCACAUCUUCAGGAUCCAUGCCGGAACCACCCCCCUGAAGCAAUGCCUUCCCACGACGGUCCGCAAGCAACUAGAGACAACGGGCGUACGCCCUUGCAAGCCAACCUUGUUGACUUCUCAACUCAUCCUGCCAUUUGCGUAUCAGCAUCAAUUGGAACAUUACCAGUCUACGACUACACGGCCAUUGUCACGCCAAUUUCCAACGGGAGUCGCCAUAUAA